AUGGCGCCUGGACUGGCGCGCGGUUUUCCCUCGAGACCUCACCUACGCAAACUUCUCGAUUUCUCUGCUCUACAACCGUCCAGAGUCUCCGGAACCGUAACCGGACGCGGCAAGAACGGUAAUGGGAAAGCAUCUCAUGGCGGCCGAAAGAAGUCGACUCAGAAACCAGGGGCACAAGGACAAGCGACUGGGAAGCCUGCAGCGGCGCGGUCGCGCUCAUUAGCAGAUCGUGCUCCCCGGAAGCUCUCAGCAGUACAGAAAAAUGAACUUAACGCGUUCUCCAUGUUCCGGGCGAAGAUGCGCAAAAUCGCGUCUAAAUUGAUACCGGAGGUUGCAUCGAGGACCGAGGACUUGACCCUAGACCAAGUGCUGGAUGGGUCAGAGCUCAAACGGAAGGGUUUCAAACGCCGUGCAUCCAGGCUCCGAUCGGCGUACCCGGGACGCUCCUACGAAGAGGUGGACAAUGACCUCGGGGCCGUGAUGCCCUUCAAAAGCGGGAAGAAGCCUCUCUCGGAUGAAGCAGCGAGAGUCUUGACUGCCCUAGGACUUUUGGACAGCCGUGCUGUCACAGAUCCUAGUGGUCUGCAGGCAGAGGUAUCUUCAGCACCAGAAGUGACCCAGAGCGCGGCGACCCCAAACCCACAGGCCCUCAUGGUCGAGACUCCGAAAGACCUACUGAAUCCUCCCUCAAUGAUUGUCCCUCCUGCAGAAGAACAUGACGAAGGGACUAUCAGUGCGUCAAAUGUCCUACCCCCACCAAAACAAGAUCCGAUACGCAAACAUGAGGUGAUACCGCAGCAAAAGGAAAAGGCGAGAAUUGCCGUCAUGAAAGGAGACAAUGUACGCGAGGCAAAAGCAGACGCCUUCUCACUGGUGCCAUUGAUGGCAGAGCCAGCAACUGUGCCGAGACUGAGCCAUGAUCUGUCGCGCGUUCUGUUCAAUCCAGGUGUCUACCAAUUGCAGGAUCCACGGUCGAGAGUAUGGAACUUCGAUCCAUACCUGGGCACGCUGAUGCCUGCCUCCGAGUUCAACUACGAGGCAUUGAACAAGUACAUCACCUCCUCUGAGGACACUAAUCUUCGGGAAGUGGCUCUGCAACACACGAAACGGUAUAUCGGUUCCACUUCAAGCAUGUCGGGGGUCCUGUCCCAUUUCCAUUUCCUUCUUUCAGGCUUUCGGGGUCUCAACUUGGAGAACCUGACUCGGGGAUUCAAGGAUGAUGGUGUCCACUUUACCAGACUGCAGAGAGGUCCCACAGCUAUCUUCCUCCGCCACAAAGAUGGUGUAUAUGCCGUGGACGCAGACAAAGAAUUUGAUUCUGCAAACAUCCUUAUGAGUCUCGGCCGCUCAAUGGAGAAGCUCCUGACACUCGACAAGGAAGAAUUUGAACGAUACAGAAGGACUAAGGACGCGGCUAAAGAAUCCCCGAUGCCCUCCACUGAGCCUGAAGUAUAUCACUAUUCAGGAUUGGGCGAGUUCCUGCUGCGUUCUCAACUAGACGCACAUGAUCCUCGCCUGCCCGGGACAGGCAUGUUUGACCUCAAGACCCGAGCCGUGGCGGCUGUCCGAAUGAUGGUCCACAACCAUGAAGUAGGUGCGGGCUAUCAAAUCAAAGAGAGGUUUGGGACGUGGGAGUCGUACGAACGAGAAUACUACGAUAUGAUGAGAUCUGCCUUUCUCAAGUACUCCCUUCAGGUGCGCAUGGGCCGCAUGGACGGCAUCUUUGUUGCGUAUCACAACACCGAACGCCUGUUUGGGUUCCAAUACGUACCUAUUUCCGAGCUUGAUCUGGCGCUGCACGGACAGUCGGACCGUAUUCUGGGCGACCGAGAAUUCUCCCUCAGCAUUCAGCUCCUCAACGACAUUUUCAACGAAGCGACGAAGAAGCACCCAGGUCAAUCGCUUCGGUUUCACUUUGAGGCCAGGGAGGCCACGACUGCCUCUCCGCCUUACAUGUACAUCUUUGCGGAGCCGGUUACGGAGGAAGAGAUCGUCGAGAUUCAAAACCUGAAAAAGGAAGAGAUCCGGGCAUUCGAGGACCGUUUGUUUAACCCACGACGAAGCCCGUCGCACGAGAGUGAUGAGUACGAGGACGAGGAGGAAGAUGAGACAGAGCUCGAGGCUGAAAGUGACGAGGGUAAAUCCAAUGCCCUUCUAGAUCCCGCCUCUCCAGUUACCACAACCGGAGGUCCAGCUCAUGGCUCCAACGCCGCAAAUGUCGCGUUUCUGGAUAGCAUCUUGGGCAUGAAUAUCCACGAUGCCCUGGGAUCCAAAUCGAGCGAUGGGACGGCCGAUUUUCAUUCUUCGGCCAUCGAAGAGUCGGCUGCACAAUCUCCAACGCUGAAACCAUUCUCUGCCUGGAAGCUGCACAUUAGGAAUCUGGUCAAUGGACUGCCAGUUGUCCGACCUGAGAACCUGAAAGAAGGAGAUACGUGGACGUUGCAGUACACACUUAAGCCGCUCGCCGACCACGAAGCUCGUCGACAUUACGGCCUUUGUAAAAAUCGCCGCAAGGCCACGCUGGAAGCUCCCCAGGACGCGGAUGAAGCAGCCAGCUUCUAUAUUCGACGUCUCAUAUCGAUGAGCCGCAGCGGUGCACAGUGGCGGCGGCAUUUGGAUAAACUUGACGCUCAACGCAAACGGGUUGUACUAUAUGGGGAUGAUAGAUAA
Molecule: messenger RNA, 2670 nt
Organism: Fonsecaea nubica
Lineage: Eukaryota; Fungi; Ascomycota; Eurotiomycetes; Chaetothyriales; Herpotrichiellaceae
Exons: 2
Coding region: 1-2670 (889 amino acids)
Biological process (GO): mitochondrial RNA 5'-end processing
Cellular component (GO): mitochondrial envelope; mitochondrion
Source: RefSeq, a predicted model, not a curated record